AUGGACCGUAACUUAACCAGCUCGCCCCUAUCGGAUUAUAAUGAUCUCGCAGAUAAGAGAGAAACUCGGUCAAUGUCAAUGUCCAAGGGAACAAGGACAAAGGAGAAAUCCAAUAUUAGAAUACAAUCAAAAUUAAAGCCGCAAACCAACACUGUCAACUCGGAGUUGCUGCCUGCCGCAAACUUAUCCAGUCCUUCUAAGAAGUCAGAAUUGAAAACCCCUCCACAUUCAACUCUGAGGACAUCCUCUCGUUCCUGUGAUGACACCUCCAACAGCCUCCACUCAUUACAGAGAGAUGGUAAAUCUAACGGUUUGUUAUCCCCGGAGUUUUCGUCUCCUAGUCUAUACGAACGUCCACUUGAAGUACAACAACAACAUCACCACCAUCACCAUCGCCAUCAAUAUCAAUAUCAGAACCAGCCCCAACUCCAACAACCACAAGCACCAAACAGCAUCUUCAAACCGGCAAACAUAAACAUCAACAUCAUUCAUGAUAGUCCCAAUACGGACACCUUCGAAGACCCUCUCCGCUCUCCUAACUUCAAUCGGAAGAGAAGACGCCAAUCCAUCACUGAGAACCAUCACACCCAACAACAAUUGAAAAAAAAAUCAUCAAACAAACUUGUAUGCACGGAACAACAUGAGUCCGAUUUUGUGCUCCCGAACCCAGAAGAUAUGCCAGAAAUAACAUUCACUGGUAACACCAAACCACCCUACUCAUAUGCUUCUCUAAUUGGAAUGGCCCUCUUGAGAGCCCCUGAUCGGAGGUUGACAUUGGCUGAAAUUUAUCAAUGGAUAUCUGAUCAUUUCAAGUUCUAUAAAAAGGGUGAGGUUGGUUGGCAAAACUCAAUUAGACACAAUUUGUCUUUAAAUAAAGCUUUCCAAAAAACUGAAAAAUUGAAAGAAAAGAAAGGCCAUUUCUGGCAAAUUGUCCCUGGAUUCGAACACAUAUUCUGUAACAUUAAAGAAACUAAAAGGAAUGGAGGAGGAGCGUCGUCGUCAUCAUCAUCAUCAUCAUCCUUGUCAUCGUCUUCUGCAUCUUUAUCCACCUCUCAAAAUCUUAAAAACUCAAAGCGAAAUAAUCCUCAAACACCAAAAUCUCAAUCCUUUACAACAGAUACUGACAGAGAUGAUGAUAAAGAUAACGAAAUCGAUUUGUUUCACAGCGAUAUGGUUUCAACUCCUUUAUCAAAGAGCACAAUGUCCCAUGAAUCAUAUGCAUUAAACGCCCGAUAUAUCCACAAUCGCAACGCUAGUGAUGGCUUAAGUUCCAUACCGGAAGUGAACAUCUCUGCAACCCCAACCCAUUUAUUCUCUGAUAUCUCACCAGGCCCAAUUAGUAUUGCAAACACCUCAGUCGAAUUUGCAACUUCCUUUAGCUCAAGGGCUAAUUUCGAAUUUUCUCCCAUUAAGCCAAUUGAAAAUGGGCCAAUUGGUCCAAUCCUUGAGCCAGUCACUCCAAAGUUGAAUCAGAACUGUCCAUUGCCCUCUAUCGCUUCCCAACUAAAAUCCCUACAGCAUAUACCUCCUUCAAACUCUAAAAAUGCAAAUACAAGCAGAAUAAGGAGCACACCAUUUCACCAAUUAAAUACGCCCGACAAUAGUUUCUCCAACUCAAGCAGGAAGUAUUGGGCGUCUCCCUCGUAUUUGGAUGAUUUCUAUACCUCACCGGUAAAUAAGCCUCUACUAUCGAAUACUUCACAUAUGCAGAAUAUACCAUCGAUAACAACAAAUGUUUUUGGCUCCCCUAUUGUGGGAAAGAGCUUGAGUUUCUCAACUAAUGAAAUAUUUGGAAUUGAUAUAUGCCAUAUCAGUAACGAUGAUGAAUAG
Pichia kudriavzevii is the source of this 1830-nucleotide messenger RNA. RefSeq lists its product as uncharacterized. Gene Ontology annotation, molecular function: DNA-binding transcription factor activity, RNA polymerase II-specific; RNA polymerase II cis-regulatory region sequence-specific DNA binding. The coding region runs from base 1 to 1830 and encodes 609 amino acids. The record is from RefSeq and is a predicted model, not a curated record. Gene Ontology annotation, biological process: regulation of transcription by RNA polymerase II. The transcript has a single exon. Lineage: Eukaryota; Fungi; Ascomycota; Pichiomycetes; Pichiales; Pichiaceae.